AGGGGCGGGCUUCCUCUUACUAGGAUGACGGAAUCACGUCGUUCUGAACAUCAGAGAGCUUUAAAGUGCGAGUUCAUCAUCUUUCACAUCUAAGUUGUUUAUACCUCCCGCUGGAGAAAGAGACUUUCAGGUCUCAGUUCCUGGAUCAGUUCUGGUUCAGAGAGCAUCAACGAUAAAGCGCAUCAGACAGCCCGACGCUGCCACAGAAGGCGUUAGCUUGUAACUUCAUUACUGUAGUGUCGGGUUGGGGAGCUAACAGCACUGCUACGUUAGCUAGCUAGCUCUAGCUGUUGACGGCAAGGCGUUCUGUAGCAUACAUACUUGCUCGCCUGCUACAAGAUUUGACCGCUUGGACGUUAUAAAGAAGAAAGUGAACUUCAUUGUGUUCCAGCUCCUGCAUUGGAGUUCUGGUGUAACGACUGUACUUCGCCCCUAUCUUCAUGAACUGUCAAUAGCACAAAAGGCUUGUUGGUACAAAGCGAGUGUGACUGCAGGUCAGGGUACAUGCCUGAGUAGGGGCUGCUGGGCUGAGGGAGGCAGAGAGAGAGUAGCCUUCCCUGGGUGUGGGUGGACCUGCUGCCCCCUGCCCUGGCCAUGAUGGCCCCCCGGAGGAAGACCAGCAGGACCCAGUUGGCUGGGGGCGGCCAGGCAGACCCCCCCAGGCUGGAGGAGCCUAAAGACUACAUCAAUGAGCUGUCACACGAGGUCCUCUGCCACAUAUUCAGGUACCUGCCCAUGCAAGACAUAAUGUGCAUGGAGUGCCUGUCCAGGAAGUUGAGGGAGGCGGUGACUCUCUACCUCAGGGUGGUCAAGGUGGUGGAUCUGUGUGCCAGCCGCUGGUGGGAGUACAUGCCCUCAGGUUUCACAGACUCCAGCUUCCUGUUGCUACUGAAGAAGAUGCCUGACCUGGAGCAGCUUUAUGGGCUGCACCCUCGUUACCUGGAGCGCCGCAGGGUCAGAGGUUACGAGGCAUUCAGUAUUCCUGGCGUCCUUGAGGCCCUUCAGGCCUGUCCUAAUCUGCUGGUGCGUAAGAUGAGUCACUCUGAGCUGGUGAAGUAUGGCCUGGCUGACGUGAUUGAGAACCCGGGCAUCAUCACAGACAUCGGCAUGAAGGCUGUCAACGAGGUUUUCUCCUCCAUCAAAUAUCUUGUCAUCUACAACUGCCCCCACCUGCACAACCCCCACACAUGGAUCACAGACCACUCUCGGUGGAGCAGGCUAGUGGACCUGACUCUGGUACGUUGCCAUGCCAUCAAGCUGGAGUCGUUCAGCCAGUUCAUCGAGCUGCUGCCCAGCCUGGAGUUCAUCUCCCUGGACCAGAUGUUCAGAGAACCACCUAAGGGAUGUGCCCGUGUUGGUCUGAGCGCUGGGACAGGCAUCGGGGUCUCCUCCGCGCUGGUCAGCAACCAGAACUCCAACAAUGACAACGACAAUAACAACAACAACAACCACCACCAGAACAACAACAACGAGGCUAACCUGCCCCCCCCGCCCCCCCCCUCCUCACAACCAGGAGGCCCCUCCUCCCCCCCGACAGCAGCACCAUGCGGAAGCUGGUUAAAGCAAGAGCUGGCCGAGGUGAACGGGCUGGAUGGGAUGGGGGGGCUGGGCCAGGAGGACCUGCAGCCCGAGGCCAGGCCUCUCCGAGGGGCCGGAGCCGUGGAAGAGCCUGUGGAGAUGGAGGCGAGGGCAGUGCGAGCGGAGGAGGUGGUGGUGGUGAGGGUGGAGGCCCCUGGGCCCAGCCAGCCCCCUGACCCUCAGCUGGACGAGGAGCAAGCAGGUCCUAGUGGGGUCCAGAGUGUUCUGAAGAAUCCCCCUGUGGUGAUGUCAGACUCUGAUAGCGAGGAGGAGGAGCCGGCUAAUAGGCCACAGCCUGCUUCCUGUCCCACAUCCAUUUCCUGUCCCCAGCACCCCUACAGUGGGGGAGGGGCUACAGAGGCAGCCAUGCCCACACCAAAGGCCACACCCACAUGCAAGAUAAGCACUGCUAUUGGCCAGGACCCCCCAGCCCCCCCCAGCAGUGAGUGUUGCCGUGCAGAUGAAGUUACAGGUAGUGUCUACAGCAUGGCUUGUGUGUGCGGUAAAGGGAAGACCCCCCUGCGCAGGCGAGGUCUUGCCCUCCAGGAGCCCAGCUGUGAGAAGGGCUGUCAGGUGACCAGUGACCAGAUCAAGGCUGACAUGAAAGCAGCCACUGAGCUGGGGGACAGGGGGGCAACAGGAACCUCUGCCGGGGGUGCCACCUGGAGCACCACUGGGGGGUCUGGAGCUGCCUCUGGGGGGUCCGGAGCCACUCGGUCUGGAGGUGGUGGCUCUGGAGCAGGAGAGGCUGGGGGGGCAGGCUCCACCACAGGAGGAUGUGUGUGUUCCAUACGCUGGAGAGAGGACUCAGCCAAUCAGGAGGACAGAGGAGGGGAGGGGCCUGGGAGAGGAGGGGAGGGGCCUGGGAGGGGAGGGGCAGAGCCUAGUCAGGAAGGGGCGGGGCCUAGGAGAGGAGGGGCGGUGGAGGAGGAGAGGAGCGUGAGGGCGGGUUGCUACUGCAGCAGGGUUCGCUACAGCCCCGCCCCAGGGGCAAGGACUAGAGGCCAGCCUUGCCCCCCAGACCCUUCAGCCUCUCCUGGGGCAGCAGAGGGGGAAAGGAUCCCAACCAGGAACCCAGGGUGGCUGGAUCCAGCAGAGGAGGCAGCAGGGUGCAGUCCAGCCAGAGGAGGGAGCGUGGCAGGGGGGCCGAGAGAGGGCACAGAAGCUCCAGGCUCCAGGAGGGCCAGGGGAGAAGAGUCUGCCCAGGAUAGGGGCCCUCGAGACGGCUUCCCCAGGAGGCCACUCACCCGAGCUCGGAGCCGACUGUCCUCAGUCCCCCUGGAGGCAGAGGCUGAUCUGUCCAGAGCCAGGCCCAGGGUCACGGUGAAGAGGAAACGAACAGCCGACAAAUCCACCAGCACCUCGGACCCUGUCACUGAGGACGACCACGUACAGGUGCUGAGUCUGAAGUCUAAGAACUUGGUUGGCAUCACCCUCACCAACUGUGGCAUCACGGACCUGGUGCUGAAGGAGUGCCCCAAGAUGAUGUUUGUCCAUGCUACACGCUGCAGGGUCCUAAAGCACCUGCGUGUGGACAGCGCACCCAUCGUCAACCGCCUGGACUUUGCCCAGUGUAAGAAGCUGGACAUGGAGCAGGUCCUGGAUCAGAUCCUACGCAUGCCCCCGGAGAGAAACCGCAUCAUCUACAUGCGCCCCAUGCAGCAGAUCGACUCCCUAGCCCUGGAGAGACAGCUGUUCCGGGGGCCCUACCCCUACCACAUCGCCCUGGUCCACGAGUUCAGCAACCCCCCAAACGUACGCAACAAGGUCCGCAUACGAAGCUGGAUGGACACCAUUGCCAACAUCAGCCAGGAGCUGAUCAAGUAUGAGUUGUUUCCCGAGGCGACGAGGACAGAGGAGGACGUGAGGAAGCAUCCCAGCUAUCCGUGGGGCCGGGACAUCUACACUCUGGAGGGCGUGGUAGACGGAGCUCCCUACUCCAUGAUUACAGACUUCCCCUGGCUGAGGACCCUGAGGACAGCAGACCCCAACAGCUACGCCCGCUACGACUUUGAGGAUGAUGAGAGCACCACCAUCUACGCCCCCCGCAGGAAGGGCCAGCUGUCGGCCGACAUCUGCAUGGAGACCAUCGGGGAGGAGAUCUCGGAGCGGCGGCAGGCGCGGCGAGGGGUCUUCCAGAGGGUGGUGGUGGUCUUCAUCCACUACUGCGAUGUCAGGGGGGAGCCCGUGGACGACGACUACAUCUAGACCUGCCCCACCCCCUCUACCUCCCCUUCACCUCUGACUGUUACUCCACCGAUAGACUGCGCUGGGAUGGGGGGGGUCUCUAGUUGCCUUGUUUUUGUAUUAGCUGACCUGACUUUGCAGGAGAGGUGAGUGGGGAGAGAGAUGGCUGACUGGUGGUGUGUGUGUCUGUGUGACUGAGUGCUGGGUUCUGUUAAACAGCUCUGUCCUCCACCGCUACUGCUGCUCGGUGUGUGUGUGUGUGUGUGUGGGAGAGAGGGAGAGAGGGAGAGAGGGAGGGAGGGAGGGAGGGAGGGAGGGAGAGAAGUGAGUCCACUGCCAGAGGCCUACCAAUAACUGUCCCCCAGACCCAGGUCGCUGACAAACAAACAAGAUGCUUGUUGAUUACCUCAGAGCUGGCACUUCUGGUUCAGAUUGGACUGGGUCAACUGAAAGCAAGUGUGCCAGGAGUGUAUGCCAGUGUUUGUGAGAGUAUUUCACCCCAGGUUUGCUGCUCCCCCCCCCCCCCCUCCCCUCCACCAUGAUAGAAGUGUCCUUUGUCUGCUCUGAGACACAAAACUAUUUGGUCUUGGUUUGUUCUCCACAUCCGAUUUUUUGUGUUAUUUAUUUUCUUUUAAGUUUUCCCGUUGUGUGUGUGUGUGUGCAUGAGUGGUAUUUUGGUUCAGAGCUUGUGUGGUGAUUGUGUUGGUAUAGUAUGUGUGUCACAAUUAUGCUAACCCAGGAAGAUAAAAAAGUGAAUAGAAUAAAGAAUGAGCCUGAUAGAUGAUGGCUGCCCAGCAGAGCAGAGAAGACCUUCAGUGAUCAUCUGGAUCUAUGGGGUGGACCAGUAGCUUCACAGUCUGACUGAAGCAGAGGACUAAUCCAACCUGAUCCUUAUACCGUAAGAGUUUGCUGAUGUUCAGACAAGCCAAUUAGCUAUAUUGUGCCAGGCAAGAUCAAUUGAGCACAGAUAAAUAUUUCAAGUCAUUUCAUUUAGUGUUUUGACCCAGGUUUGGUGGAGUGGCUUUAUGGACGAGGCCAGGCGGGGGUGUUAAAGAGUUGUCCCUUCUGUAAAAGCCUGUUCAAAUCUCUACGGCACCACAACUUGGCGUGUCCUGGCUGGCCGUCCGAUCUUGGACGACGACUUUCCUGCAGGACUAGGAUUUAAUUCAACAGACCAGGAGACGGUGAACCUGUAAAGAAAACAUGCAGGGGUCACACAUACGCUCCUUAGAAAACUGCUGCUACAGGGGAGUGGACCUGGAGCUAGGAUGCUGUAGAAAUGGUGGCCAUGUCUGCCGUUUGUGACUUCUGACGAUUCCUUCUGUAUACUGUCCUUGAUAUGAGAGAGGAAGUACGGGGUGGCGUAGGCAGCAGGUCUCUGGUGGGGUUGCUGAAUCAGUAUAUUGUGACUGUCAUCAUGGAGGCUUGUAUGAAGCACACUGGAGUUUCGGACCAACAGAGGUAUAAUGAUGAUAAUUAUGAUGGGGGAUAAUGAGGUUGAAGAUGGCCCCAUGUUUGCUGCUGCUGUGUGUGUGCGUACACGUGUGUACGUAUGUGUGUGUGUGGUAUAGGUGCCUCCCCCCUCCCAGGCCGUGCUCAUAGCUCCGGCCAUGUCUCCUCUCUGUACAGACCCCCUCCAGCUGGUCAGGCAGGACACGGCCCUGUGUACAGACAUCCCUGUGUCUCGUUGAUCUUCCAAGAUUUGUUUUAUAUGUUUAUAUAAAAAACAACUAUUUCACAUAAUAAAAAGGGAAAACGGA
Osmerus eperlanus (European smelt) is the source of this 5525-nucleotide messenger RNA. It is a transcript of the gene fbxo38, whose product is annotated as F-box protein 38. Lineage: Eukaryota; Metazoa; Chordata; Actinopteri; Osmeriformes; Osmeridae. The transcript is spliced from 18 exons. The coding region runs from base 595 to 3786 and encodes 1063 amino acids. Gene Ontology annotation, molecular function: protein binding. Gene Ontology annotation, cellular component: nucleus; cytoplasm. The record is from RefSeq and is a predicted model, not a curated record. Gene Ontology annotation, biological process: SCF-dependent proteasomal ubiquitin-dependent protein catabolic process; protein K48-linked ubiquitination.